Messenger RNA from Dendrobium catenatum, 411 nucleotides. RefSeq lists its product as uncharacterized. The record is from RefSeq and is a predicted model, not a curated record. The transcript has a single exon. NCBI's taxonomy places the organism in Eukaryota, Viridiplantae, Streptophyta, Magnoliopsida, Asparagales, Orchidaceae. Gene Ontology annotation, molecular function: protein binding. The annotation marks the transcript as partial.
AUCAGCUCUCCACCUCAACCAGAGACUAUUCCUGGUUCCGACGAUGGCAAACGGUGCAAGAUUCGCCAGAAGAAUGAGAGGAAGCACCAAAGACAGAAGGAGAAGCGAGCUCAAGAGCUGCAUGAGCGCUGUAUUUCAUUCCUAACUUCUCGGAAGCUCGAAGCUCUUUCUCAUCAGCUUGUGUCCAUGGGUUUUCCUGCUGAUCGCGCUACCAUGGCCAUCAUAGCAAAUGAAGGUCGGAUGGAAGAGUCUGUCGCCUGGUUGUUGCACGAGGAAGAAGAGGAUAACAAGCAGCAGGUUUCAGUCAACUUAGCAGACAAAAGCUGCAUUAAGAUUGAUAUUAAAGAUGAGCUUGCAAGAAUUGCAGAAAUGGAGGCUCAGCACAAAUGCUCAAGGCAGGAUGUUGAGAGG